AUGUCUGCUCACCAAGAGUCCACCUUCACCAGCAACAAGUUUGUUGACCCUACACCUCUUCCCGCCAAUGUUCCCAAGGUUGAAGAAGUUGGUGCAACAUCCGCCCCUUUGAAGAGUGCUUCUUUCUUCAUUGGUCAAUACUGCAGAGAGUACAACGAUGACUUUAUGCUCUGCAAGAAUGAGAACAAUGACCCCGCUCAUUGCUUGAAGGAGGGUAGAAAGGUUACCCGUUGUGCUAUUGACUUGAUUACCAAGCUCCGGGAGAACUGUGGUAAGGAGUUUGACGCACACUGGCAGUGCUUGGAAAACCACAAUCAGGAACUCUUCAACUGCCGCAAGCCCGAACGUACCUUUAACACCUGUGUCUUUGAGAAGCUGGGCUUGGAGAAGAAGAUUCCUGGCUCCCCAGAAGGCCAGGAGCAGGUUCACAACAAAAAGAACCCCUCUAUCAACAUUCAGUUGAAAUAA
Messenger RNA from Phycomyces blakesleeanus NRRL 1555(-), 468 nucleotides. RefSeq names its product NDUFA8, NADH-ubiquinone oxidoreductase complex I 19kd subunit (gene NDUFA8). The record is from RefSeq and is a predicted model, not a curated record. The coding region runs from base 1 to 468 and encodes 155 amino acids. Gene Ontology annotation, biological process: mitochondrial electron transport, NADH to ubiquinone. The transcript is spliced from 3 exons. NCBI's taxonomy places the organism in Eukaryota, Fungi, Mucoromycota, Mucoromycetes, Mucorales, Phycomycetaceae.